UCUUCAGGUCACCCAAUAAAAUUGAAAACCCACCACAAUCCGCGUCUCUUUUUUUCUUUCUCUCUCCUCCACUUUCUCUCUCUAUCUGUCUCAGUUUUUCAUUAACACUGUUCAUCCUCUCUUUACAACUAGAACAAGCACCAUUAUUUUCUUCCUCUUUCUCUCUCUAACCCACCAUUCCGGCUUUUGGGUCUCAGUUAGAAAAAGCAAAAACGAAGACCUCUAACCUUCAUGGCCGACACAACGAAGCAUCUUCCCAUUAACCGAGGAACUCUGAUCUCCGACCUUAAGAGCAUCUUCUCUCUCGUUAAAACCAGAAGAACAGCUGCUUUUAUAUAUGGGUUUAUGUUCGCUUUUGUUGGUUUUACCGUCUUCUUGGCUCUUAAUCCUUCUCCCAACUCUGCGGCUCCAUGGUUCACAAACAUAUUCAGUACCAGUGGUAAAGAUGGUUCAUCAUCGAGUUUUUCUUCUAGAUCCCAGUUUCCUUCAAUUUUUUCCUACUUCUUUCCCAACAAUACCUCUCCUCGACAAGUUCAAACCUUUGCUGCUCCUCCUCCAAUUCUACAAACCAAUUUUUCUAGAUCCGGUAACAACACUUUUCAAUCUCCCACUGUGAAUAGAGAGCCAUCAACUGUACAAAAUCACAACCAGAGCACUCUGAAUUCUGAUAAAGCUCAAGUUUUGAAGGCAAAUCAGACCUCAGUUCCCACUCCUCAAACUCCACUGCCCGUCAGUAACAAUGCAAGUUCAUCUCCAAGUGUCAAUAAAGCACCGCCUGUUGUGAAAAAUCAAACUCGAAGCACUGGUAAUUCGAAUCAAACUGCAGCGUUUAAGGCAAAUCAGACUGUAGUUUCCGCCCCAGUAACUCAGGCAGCGGACAACAAGAGCUCCAGUCCGACGGCGAAAGUGGGUUCUUCAGAGAAGAUCAAUUCCGGCAAGGAUGAGAAAAAAGUUGAACAGAAAAGUGAGCCAUCAAACUAUACGGCUUCGCUGUCAAAGAAACAGAGGAAUGAGACUAAGCCAGCAGUAUCGGUUAAGCAAGGGGAUGAUGAUUUGAUUGAAUCACUGAAGAAGUGUGAUUUGUUUGAUGGGAAUUGGGUGAAAGAUGAUUCGUAUCCGCUUUACAAACCAGGUUCUUGUUCUCUGAUUGAUGAACAGUUCAAUUGUAUCCGUAACGGUAGACCCGAUAAGGAUUAUCAGAAAUUCAAAUGGAAGCCCAGGCACUGCAAUCUCCCAAGAUUGGAUGGAAGUCGCAUGCUGGACAUGUUAAGGGGGAGAAGACUGGUUUUUGUGGGAGAUUCUCUGAAUAGGAAUAUGUGGGAAUCUCUGAUUUGCAUCCUUAGAAACUCAGUGAAAGAUCAAAGCAAGGUUUAUGAAGCUCAAGGCAGACAUCAUUUUCGCGGUGAAGCUUCCUAUUCCUUCAUAUUCAAAGACUAUAACUGCACCAUAGAGUUCUUUGUGUCUCCUUUCUUAGUGCAAGAAUGGGAAAUGCCUGAAAAAGAUGGAUCAAAGAAGGAAACACUUCGUCUGGAUUUAGUAGGGAGGUCUUCUGAACAAUAUAAAGGUGCAGAUAUCAUUGUCUUUAACACUGGACACUGGUGGACUCAUGACAAAACCUCAAAAGGGAAGGACUAUUACCAAGAAGGUAGCCAUGUUUAUGGUGAAUUGAAUGUUCUUGAGGCAUUUCGUAAAGCUUUAACGACAUGGGCCAGAUGGGUCGAUGCCAAUGUUAACCCAUCAAAGUCUUUUGUGUUCUUCCGGGGUUAUUCUGCUUCCCAUUUUAGUGGUGGACAGUGGAAUUCCGGUGGGCAAUGUGACAGCGAGUCGGAGCCAAUUAAGAAUGAGACAUAUCUAAAACCAUAUCCACCGAAGAUGACAGUUUUGGAGAGAGUUUUGAGGGGAAUGAAAACCCAUGUCACCUACCUUAACAUCACAAGAAUGACUGAUUUCCGCAAGGAUGGUCAUCCAUCAAUCUACCGGAAGCAAAACCUGUCGAAGGAGGAAAGAAGAUCACCAUUGAUGUUCCAGGACUGCAGCCAUUGGUGCCUUCCUGGUGUUCCUGAUGCAUGGAAUGAGGUUCUCUAUGCUGAGCUCCUAGUAAAAUUACACAACAAUCAACAACAGCAGCAAAAAAGACCAUACAAAGAAGAAAAGAAAACCAUUCAGGGAGAGAGUGUUCUUUCUAUAAAUUAUGAGAAGGAAAGGAUAUGAGAAAUGAUAUUGCCAAGGAGAUCAAAUCUUUUGGUGCAAUAAAUUUUAAUUGUUUAUAUAAAGAGAAGGGAAGAAGGUAGAGAAAAGUAGGGAGUGAUUUUCAAUUAUUGGUUCAAUUUUCAGUUGUAAAUUUCUCCCACAAUUUACCACUUUCAUGAUUAUAUCCUUCUAGCCUCAAAAAGGCUUUGAGAAUUGUAAAUUUCUCAAGUAUUUAAUGUUUGUUAUUAUUUUUAAAAAUAGAAUAAUGGGUUGUAAUUAUUUUCCCGGAAAUUUUCAUUAUUUUAUGUAAUAAUCCUUCUCUGAUC
Molecule: messenger RNA, 2516 nt
Organism: Ziziphus jujuba (common jujube)
Lineage: Eukaryota; Viridiplantae; Streptophyta; Magnoliopsida; Rosales; Rhamnaceae
Product: protein trichome birefringence
Exons: 6
Coding region: 232-2211 (659 amino acids)
Cellular component (GO): Golgi apparatus
Molecular function (GO): O-acetyltransferase activity
Source: RefSeq, a predicted model, not a curated record